AAGGUUUACUAAUAUUGCUAAUUUAUUAUCCAAUCCAGCCCUUUAAGCGCUUAGAGCAAGAAAACCCACAGAGAAAGGCAAAAAAGAAAUGGCUUGUCAGCUCCUGCUAACCGACUUCACUCUCCCUCUCAAAAGCCUCAAGCUUUCUCACUCGGGUCAGCGGCUAAAAGGAAGGUCCAUUGGCUCACAAAAAGUUUCCGCGACUGUUGCUUACUAUGGCCUAAAGACCCCUCCUUAUAACCUUGAUGAUUUAGAACCAUAUAUGAGUAAGAGGGCAUUGGAAGUGCAUUGGGGUGUGCAUCAUCGUGAUUUUGUGGAUAACCUGAAUAAACAGCUUGGGAAAAGUGAUAUACUGUAUGGCUACACCAUGGAUGAACUUGUCAAAGCAACAUACAACAAUGGGAACCCCUUACCUGAGUUCAACAAUGCAGCAGAGGUGUGGAACCAUGACUUCUUUUGGGAGUCAAUGCAACCUGGAGGUGGGGACAUGCCCAACCUUGGUUUACUUGAGCAGAUUGAAAAGGAUUUUGGGUCAUUCACAAACUUUAGAGAGAUGUUUGUGGAAGCAGCUCUUUCACUUUUUGGCUCUGGCUGGGUUUGGCUCGUUUUGAAGAGGCAAGAAAAACGGCUUGCAGUAAUAAAAACGUCGAAUUCAAUCAAUCCGAUUGUGUGGGAUGACAUUCCUAUCCUUAAUUUGGAUAUGUGGGAGCAUGCUUAUUAUUUGGACUACAAGAACGACAAAGCGAGAUACGUAAGCACAUUUAUGAACCACCUUGUGUCUUGGAACGCUGCAAUGAUACGCAUGGCACGAGCAGAGGCAUUUGUGAAUUUAGGCGAGCCUAAAAUUCCCAUCGCUUGAAAAUAACCUUGUCUUGAAGCUUUAACCCCCCUGACUAAAAUGCAACUGGUAAGCUUCCCACUUUGACUAAGAGAGUUACAAUGGUCAUGGGUUUUCUUGCUUGUGCUACAUCACGAAGUUACUCGAACCGUGCAAAUUAACCGCAGCCCACGUUUGCGCUAGGGGUUUCAAUCCUGAUACGAGCCCAAUUGCAAGGUACGAGAUACGAAUCCGACAUAAGAAAGUAUGGGAUUUUUGCUAGUUUUUAGGGUAAGGGGUCCUUUAAAGGCCCACAUCAAAAUCCUGGGUUAAUGUUCUGCCGUUAUACUAGAUGUAAAGUAGGGAUAGUCGGUUGGGAACCGGAUUUAAUCCAGUUGAUUUGUAUAUUUCUCUUUGAAAUGUGGCAUCUGACAAAUUUGAGAUUCGAAAUUUAGUUCAUCUGGUAUAAAAUAAGAUGCAUCCAGAAGCAUGUUUCAAUUUGA
Messenger RNA from Gossypium arboreum, 1320 nucleotides. RefSeq names its product superoxide dismutase [Fe] 3, chloroplastic. The transcript is spliced from 8 exons. NCBI's taxonomy places the organism in Eukaryota, Viridiplantae, Streptophyta, Magnoliopsida, Malvales, Malvaceae. Bases 89 to 859 code for a protein of 256 amino acids. Gene Ontology annotation, biological process: superoxide metabolic process. Gene Ontology annotation, cellular component: chloroplast nucleoid. Gene Ontology annotation, molecular function: metal ion binding; superoxide dismutase activity. The record is from RefSeq and is a predicted model, not a curated record.